AGGAAAUAGAAAUAAAAAAAAAGUGUUUAGCUUUUUAGGAUACAAAUGUCAUUAUUACCAUAUUGUUAAAUAACAAUAAUUUUCUUUUAAGAUAAAUCGCACAACGCGUAUUCUAUUUGAAUUGAAAGUGAAUAUUAGUUCACGUUGGUAAUCUUUUCCAAUAAUAAUUCAUUUGGGAAUAAAAAAGAAUAAACUAUCAAGUUGAAAGCAGUUCAUUGUUUCAGGAUGUCUGACAUUAUAACAUCAUGUCUACAAUUGCAGAAAAAUAUAUCUACCAACAGGAUUGUGGUUAAAGAAAUAAAUGGUUGUGAUGGUUCAUUCAUUGUCAAUUGUGUUAUCAGUUACUGUAUUAAGCAAAACAGCCCUCUUUUGAUAGUAUCCUCACAUAACUCAAUAACUCAUUACCACAAUGUUGGUUUAAGAAUGAACCAUAAUCUGUUUAAAAGUUGUGAGGCUGGGGUGAUACAUUAUUUUGAUUUUGGUGACGCAACAUUAACAAAUAUAAUGGAGUAUGCUGAAUCUGAUCAAUUGCUCAUAGAUGUGCUGAAAAACAUAGAAGAAAUGCAGCGUAAUCAUGACACAGUUAACAUUAUUUUUGAUGGAAUCACACAUUUACUAGAUCUUCAGUAUACAUUACAAGAAGUGAAUAAGUUUUGUUCUGAAAUUAUAGAAAUUGCUGCUAAAUCAAAAAAUCCUUUUGUAAUAUUUCAUUGCAAUGAUGUGAUAGAAGAUGAUGCUAACCACUGUUUGGCAAAUUUGCUAUCGCACAAAGCACAAACUGUGGUUGAAGUGGAAAACCUUUCUUCAGGAUUGAGUUCAGAUGUGUCAGGUCAUUUGACAAUAAAAUAUCCAGGAAACAAAUUCAAUGAAGAACACAUACAUACAGUGGAUAUGAAGCCAAAAAAAUAUCUUUUUAAAUUGUUUGACAGAGGAGUAAAAUUGCUUGCACCUGGUACUGUUUAACUUUGUGCACAAUAUAUUAUUAUGAUGAGAAUAAUUUAAGUCUGACUUACAUAUUAUGUAUAAAGGUAAAGUCUAUUAUGUAUAAAGAUAUCAUAGGGCUUUAUUCAUCAUUCCUUAACUUAACCAAAUAAAAAAAUACCCCUUAAUAUAUAUGUUUUAUUGAUUG
Bombyx mandarina (wild silkworm) is the source of this 1129-nucleotide messenger RNA. RefSeq names its product elongator complex protein 6. NCBI's taxonomy places the organism in Eukaryota, Metazoa, Arthropoda, Insecta, Lepidoptera, Bombycidae. Gene Ontology annotation, cellular component: elongator holoenzyme complex. The record is from RefSeq and is a predicted model, not a curated record. Gene Ontology annotation, biological process: tRNA wobble uridine modification.